AUGGUAGAAUGGCUGUCUAUCACGACUUCGGACAUGGUAGCCCAAGGCUUCUGCGUUGGGUUUCUGUCCGCUGCAGUUGCUGCAACAACCACACAGCAGGACUUUGAGCACUACGCUGCGAAUGCCAUUCGUAUAGCGACAUGUAUCGGACUUAUCAUAGAUGCAGAAGAUGCCUCUCAUGCCUCGGCGGACCGCGUGACUGCUAUCUCUGUGCGCUGUCAGUCCCAUUCACACCGGGCGAUCCUUGAGAGCACCCUAGAUCUGCUUCCUGGAGCAUAUAUCUCAUGCAUUACCGACGACUGCACGCUUACUGUCACUCUUCCACGUCGACAUAUGGGGCACUUGACGGAUCGCCUAGGCGAGAAUCGCAUCCCUAUGACGAUGACCGGCCUCAAUGGCUCCUAUCACCAUCCCAAGCAUACAAACGCUGCCCAGCAACUGAAGGAAAUAUGUGCCCAAAUUCCCGACCUGCAAUUGCCAAUUGCCAAUGAUCUGCGUCUGCCACUCCGUUCAACUUCAGAUACAGAGCUCAUUGUGACGGGGCCCUUGCACGACGUCGCUAUCGACCUCAUUCUUUGCAAGCGUGCGCACUGGUACCAGACCAUCAAGCGAAUGGUUGAUGAGAAUCGUCCACAAGAUCCUCACUUCAUUGCUGUCGGCUCCAAAUCUUGUAUCCCACGGUCCCUUACCGUUGCCAAGUCAAACACGGGCCUUUUUGAGGAAAUCGCCGUGGUUGGGAUGGCCUGUCGUUUCCCACAAGGGGAGUCACUGGAGGAUUUUUGGAGACUUAUCAGUACUGGAGAAACGGCGAUUGGAACUCUACCUCCCAGUCGCUUUGAUCCUACAGAUCUACAGAGAAAGCCUAAGCUGCCUGAGUUUUGGGGCAACUUCUUGUCUAAUCCUGACGUCUUUGAUCAUCGCUUCUUUGGAAUCUCCGGUAGAGAGGCAAAGUCAAUGGACCCACAGCAAAGACUAGCGCUGCAGGUCGCUUAUGAAGCAGUAGAAAUGGCUGGAUACUAUGGUAUUGGGUCGAAGAGCAGGCGCCAGGAGACCAAUGUGGGGUGCUAUCUUGGGGUUGGGUCGGUUGAUUACGAGGGAAACUUGGGCUCUGCUGACGCAACUGCUUUUUCAGCCACUGGAACUCUAAGGGCUUUUAUCAGUGGGCGUAUUAGCCAUUUCUUCGGAUGGGGUGGCCCUUCGAUUACAUUCGACACUGCUUGUUCGUCGUCAGCUGUGGCCAUACACACUGCAUGCAAGGCUCUCCUGACUGGCGAAUGUGACAUGGCUCUCGCUGGUGGAGUGAACGUUAUCACAAGCCCAAGCCUACACCAGAAUCUCGCCGCCGCUUCCUUCCUCAAUCCCAGUGGAUCAUCCUGCGCCUUUGAUGCUUCUGCUGCUGGCUACUGCCGAGGGGAGGGAGCGGGAAUCGUCGUGCUCAAGCCACUGUCCAAAGCUAUCGCAGCUGGAGACAAUAUCCUCAGUGUAAUUUCUGGAUCUGCUGUCAAUCAAGGCUCUUCUUGCGGCUCUAUAACUGUUCCGGACUCGCACCAACAGAGCGCCUUGUAUAUUCAAGCUUUGUCCUUGGGUAGCAUUGACCCCACGGACGUGAGUUAUGUUGAAGCUCAUGGCACAGGCACGCAGAUUGGUGAUCCAAUCGAGUACGAUAGCGUCAGGUUGGCCCUCACGGGGGCCGGUCGAAAGAGUAAGGUCUUUCUAGGGUCGGUGAAAGACAAUAUUGGUCACGCCGAGGCGGCCUCUGGUGCUGCAGGGAUUAUUAAAACCAUCCUCAUGAUGCAUCACAAAACGAUUCCCCGACAGGCCAACUUUGUCAACUUGAACCCGAAGAUCAAGCGUUCGGAGCAGAUUGAGGUGCCACAGCAGGCACAGCCUUGGACCUCGCCGCAUAUUGUGGCUUUGGUGAACAACUAUGGCGCAGCUGGUAGCAACGCCGCCAUUGUUCUGAGGGCAUAUACAGCCCCUGGCAAUAAAAAAAAAGCUGUGGAUGGUUUGUUGACGAUCUAUCCCAUUGUCGUCGCAGCCAACUCUGCCUCGAGCCUUAAAAUGUACCUGGAGAAGCUCACGAAUUUCGUUUUGAAAUCCCCCAGUAUUUCCCUGAGGGACGUUGCAAAUUCUCUACUGCGACAACAGAACCCCAACUUCAAUUACAGAGCAUCAUUCGUUGCACGAGACACUUCAGACUUUAGAAGAUAUAUUGAAAAUCAGGAUUCAGACAUCACGCGCUCUGGAAACCAGCCUGUGGUGCUGGCUUUUGGGGGGCAAACAGGGCGUACCGUUACCAUGUCGCGAGAACUAUAUGACAGCUGCGCACUCCUUCGCUACCAUUUGGAUAAAUGCGAAGCUGUCUGUCAGUACCUUGGGCUUCCCGGGAUUCUAAACAACAUCUUCGCCGGCGAACCAGUUGAUGACAUUGUCCUGCUCCACUGCAUGCUCCUGGCGAUGCAAGUUUCUUGUGCUUUAUCCUGGCUUGACGCUGGUCUCAAAAUAGACACACUGGUUGGUCAUAGCUUUGGCCAACUAGCUGCGUUAUGCGUCGCGGAAUCUAUUUCCUUGAAGGACGCGUUCCAGCUGGUUGCUGGUCGAGCAAGGUUGAUCCGUGACAAAUGGGGCCCGGAUCGCGGAGCUAUGCUCAUGAUAGAGUGCGAUGUAGUUGAGCUGAACAGGAUCCUUACACAGGUCAACUCAAGUCCCGGGCAUCGGGUUGAGGUGGCCUGCUAUAACGGCCCACGAAACUUAGUGCUUGCGGGCGAUGCGUCCUCUGUAGAUCGCCUGCAGCAAGAAUGCAGCCAGUUCAAAACAGUACCACUCCAGAACACACACGCAUACCAUUCCCAUAUGGCGGAUGGAAUUCUGAACGAUCUUAGGGUCAUUGCUGCGUCAAUCACGAUCCGACCACCCAGAAUAUACGUUGAGACCUGUUCCCCCGACGCAAGCUGGACCACUUUCACAGCCGAUGAGCUUGUACAGCACACGAGACAGCCCGUUUACUUCCAAGAUGCCGUCGAGCGCACCGCCAUGCGCUUGCCCUCGGCUGUGUGGCUGGAAGCCGGAUCGGCAACUCCCAUCAUUGGCUUGGUUCGCCGCAUUCUGUCUCCAUCCAGCGCGCCUCAUGUAUUUAUCCCGAUGGAGUUAGGAACUAGCGAUGCAAGGGAGUCCCUGGCGAGCGCGGUGUGCCAGCUGUGGAAGUCUGGUGCUGCAGCUGAGUUCUGGCCAUUCCACGAGGAUAAACCUUCGCUGCCGUGUGUCAAUCUUCCACCCUACCAGUUCGAGCAAACCCGGCAUUGGAUUGACUACAAGCCUUCCCCAUGUUCCUCUCAGCCAUCGCAGUUGCAAUCCAGCUUGGUAACUCUCAUAAAUCCCGCAGAUGCAGACGGAACAUGCUUGUUCAGUGUUGACACCUCGAAUCCCAUCUUUGACCUUGCAACCAGAGGCCACGCUGUCGUUGGCCAGGGCCUCUGUCCUGCCUCAAUGUAUAUCGAACUUGCUAUUCAGAGCGCGGUGUUAUUGCACAAGAACCUGGACACUAUACAGUCCUCCCCUCACAUCGAAGGUCUAACCAUAUCCUCCCCCCUUGGCCUAGAGGCGGAUCUGUACCUCCGCUUGGCAAUUGUAAGACCCGGCUCCUGGGACUUCAGGAUCUUCAGCAAGUCCUUGGAUCAGAAGGAACACGGCACGGGCCGUGUCACGAUGUCUGGUCCCAAUGAUAUGGCUGCGGGGUUACGUUUAAAACUACUUCAGAAGAUCGCGCCACCCUCGAGUCUGACUCGGAUCAUCGAUUGUCCCGACAGAACAACCAUCGGUGGCAGUAUUUUAUAUCAGCUAUUCCAGGAUGUUGUUCACUACGCCCCCUACUACCGCGGAGUAAAAUCAGUGUCAGCCAUGGGCAAUGAGGCCGUUGGAUUCAUCGAUGUCCCCCAGGAGUUCCCGACGUUCCUCGAUAAGAUGACCAUUUGCCAUCCUAUCGAUUUGGAUAACUUUCUUCAAGUGGCUGGUAUCCAUGUCAACUGCCUCUCUUUGCGUCGGGAUGAUGAGGUUUUCAUGUGCACUGCCGUGGAUGAAGUCAUAUUCGGCCCGUGCUUCCGCGGUCCCAAGGUCGACCGGCGCGAGUGGACGGCUUACACUCACUACGAAACAGUUGACGGUGGGGGUUUGACCAAUAAUAUCUUCGUUUAUGAUGCCAAAUUGUCUCUUGUUGCUGUCAUCGUGGGAGCCUCGUUUCGCAGUGUCCCAUUCAAGUCUCUGGCCCGUGCCCUUACACGGCUAAAUCAACCUGUGUCGGAUGGCAUUGACCAUGGUGAGGAUGAUAUAAAAUCCCAGCCGGACUCGGCGUAUCAGCCUCCUUCUCUUGCAUAUCAAACGCCAGUACACCCUGCCGUCCAAAACAAGACUUCAACCGUGGAACGUUUCCAAACAGCCAGCACUACCACCACCCUCCAAAAGCUCAGGGGUCUAUUGGCCAGCAUCAUAGAGAUCUCAUUAGAUGAUGUACAACCCUCGUCCAAUAUCCAAUUCCUCGGGAUUGACUCCUUGCUAGUUAGCGAAGUUCUAUGGGAAAUCCAAAAGUCGUUCGACAUACGCAUCUCCCAGGCCCAAUUCCAACAGUGUGCCGAUGUCCUUUCGCUGUCGCAGCUAAUUCAGCCGUCUAGCUUUCCGUCACCUGUAAUACUGACAAACGGCCUCCCCAGGCCCCCUUUGACAUUAACCCCGGAUGAAGUUACACCAGUCGAGUUAGACAUCAAACUUGCUGUGCUGAGCCAGAAGUGCUUCUCCGAGGUGAAGCCCUACUACGACAGUCACGCCAGCGCGACGGGCUUUGCAGGUUUCUAUCAACAGGUACUUCCUGAUCAAUCCCAGCUUGUUGUUCGGUACAUCCUGGACGCCUUUGCAACUUUGGGAUGUGAUCUCGAGGCGAUGGCAGUGGGAUGUGAUGUUUCGAUCAUACCGCACAUUGAGAGCCAAGGAAAGGUCGUUCCUCAAUUGUACAGGAUUCUGGAAGACGCGAGGCUCAUUUAUCGGGCCAAAGAUGGCCGAAUGCAGCGCUCGGAGACCCCUGUCCCAACAAAGCCAGCGGCCGGUCUGCAUGCCAUCCUCCUUGACAAAUUCCCCAAGCACGCCUCUGAAACAAAACUGCUUUGCAUAACGGGGAGCCAACUGGCUGACUGUCUGUCUGGUGCAUCGGAUCCCAUCUCUCUGAUCUUCCGGGACGCAUCCACCCGUGGCUUGCUUGAAGACGUGUACACGAACGCCCCCAUGUUCAAAACGGGCACUCUCCUGCUGGCCCAGUAUCUUGCAUCCAUUGUAUCGCGCUUGGGGAACGGUCAAGAAAUCCGGAUUCUGGAGCUUGGGGCUGGGACUGGCGGCACAACGAAGGGCAUUGUUAGUGCUCUUGCUCCAUUAGGUAGUUUCACAUAUACGUUCACUGACAUCUCAUCUUCACUCGUGGCUGCGGCCCGUCAAAAGUUCACGCAGCCCUUUAUGCGCUUCGCCGUCUUGAACAUUGAGAAAGCCCCUGCAUCAGACAUGCUGGGAGCUUACGAUAUAGUGCUAUCCACGAAUUGUAUCCACGCCACCCGCGACCUAGUACAAUCCACGACACACAUUCGGCAGAUGCUGCAGCCUGACGGGGUUCUUUGCCUGGUGGAGCUCACGCGAAACCUCUUCUGGUUUGAUCUUGUAUUCGGCCUACUCGAGGGUUGGUGGUUAUUCAAUGAUGGCAGAGAACAUGUUCUGGCCGAUGAGUCGCGUUGGAAGAGGUGUCUGCGUGACGCUGGAUUUACCUGGGUUGAUUGGAGCGACAGCCCGUCCGGGGAGUCAGAUCUUGUACGGGUUAUCACGGCGUCGCCGUCAAAAAUUAUGGGGAAGGAGACGGUCGUCUUCAAACAAAUCGAUGGCUUAGGCCUGGAGGCAGAUCUACACUAUCCUGUUCGGGUGGCAUCUCCAAACAUGCCGCUCCCUGUAGCCCUGAUGAUACACGGUGGUGGCCACAUCAUGCUGUCCCGCAAUGAUAUCCGCCCUAGGCAGACACAGCUACUCCAGGAGAAGGGGUUUCUGCCGAUCGCCGUGGACUAUCGACUCUGUCCAGAGGUUACACUGGCCCAGGGCCCGAUGAAGGACGUCGUAGAUGCAUUGGCCUGGAUUCGAACAGUCUUGCCUACUAUCCAGUUACAGCGCGCCGAUGUCAAGAUCGACGGUCGCCGCGUUGUCAGCGUUGGCUGGUCAACUGGUGGCCAUUUGGCCGUAUCACUGGGGUGGAAUAGUAUACCACGAAAUAUCGAGCCUCCACAGGCCAUACUUGCCUUCUACUGCCCUCUUGACUAUGAAGACGUGUUUUGGCUACGCCCUAAUGUGCCAGUUGGAUCGGAAUGUACCCCCACACCAUAUGAACUGGAUCAAACUGCAUGGUCUGCUGUGCGAGAAAAGCCGAUCGCAAGCUACAAUGUCGCCCCAGCCGAGCGAGCCAUGGGGGGCUGGUUGUCUUCGACUGACCCGCGUAGUCGGUUGGCACUGUACAUGAACUGGCACGGCCGCUCGCUCCACGUCCUUCUCAAUGGCCUGUAUCCUACUCAGCGAGAGGAACCAAAUGCCCCCACCGAGGAAGCGAUUAGGGCUGUCAGUCCGUUUGCGCAAAUUCGCAGCGGUGCAUACUCAACUCCUACAUUCAUCAUCCACUCACGAGACGACGACCUGAUCCCAUGGCAGCAUGCGCAACGUACGUAUGAAGCGCUCCAGAGACGGGGUAUCGACAGCCAGUUAUGCAUUGUGGAGGAUGCGCCACACCUAUUCGACAUCUAUCGCCAAUAUCAGGAGCGUGCAGAUAUACAGGAUGCCAUCCAGGAGGGAUACAAAUUUCUUCGCGCGCGCGUUUAG
Messenger RNA from Penicillium digitatum Pd1, 6885 nucleotides. RefSeq names its product non-reducing polyketide synthase spyA. The record is from RefSeq and is a predicted model, not a curated record. Gene Ontology annotation, molecular function: serine-type peptidase activity; fatty acid synthase activity; 3-oxoacyl-[acyl-carrier-protein] synthase activity. Gene Ontology annotation, biological process: secondary metabolite biosynthetic process; proteolysis; fatty acid biosynthetic process. NCBI's taxonomy places the organism in Eukaryota, Fungi, Ascomycota, Eurotiomycetes, Eurotiales, Aspergillaceae.